AUGAAUUAAUAUUAAAAAAACAUAUCAUAUAAAUUAAAUAAAAAGUAAUUAAAAAUGAAAACCCUCGUCUUAUUAGCAAUUAUUGUAUUGAAUGCUGUUCAAUGUGUUGAAACUCCCUCUUGGAUUAGCUAAUCUGAUCUUUAAACUACUCUAGCUUGCGUUUCAGCUUUGAAGAUUCCUGAUUGUAUUGCUACCACUUGCACUGACGCUGCAGUUGCUUACUCCACUUGUAUCUUUUGCUCAUCUAAUAUUGAUAGCUUCAAUUCCUAUUUAAGUUGCACUAAAGCUUGUGCUACUACUUAUAUUAAUGAUCCCACUACUAAGGAUGAUAUUACAGUUGGUAUUUAUGCUAACGGAUAUACUUCUUGCAUUCAAGCUAUUAAUCCUAUUAAUACUAUUAAUGGAUCAUCGAUAUUGGUCUUAUCAGCUUUCCUCUUAGCUGUUUUAGCUUUGCUCUUCUGA
Molecule: messenger RNA, 462 nt
Organism: Tetrahymena thermophila SB210
Lineage: Eukaryota; Ciliophora; Oligohymenophorea; Hymenostomatida; Tetrahymenidae
Product: transmembrane protein, putative
Exons: 1
Source: RefSeq, a predicted model, not a curated record